Eucalyptus grandis is the source of this 999-nucleotide messenger RNA. RefSeq names its product troponin I. Bases 80 to 673 code for a protein of 197 amino acids. Lineage: Eukaryota; Viridiplantae; Streptophyta; Magnoliopsida; Myrtales; Myrtaceae. The transcript has 2 exons. The record is from RefSeq and is a predicted model, not a curated record.
GAAUUCAGCCAAAUUUCAACUCCACUUUCUCAAAUCCAUCCUUUGUCGAUCUCUCUCCUCUCGCUCGUUCUUCGAUCUGAUGGCCACACGGCGCGCCGUCCACCGCGCGGCCGCCGCCGCCUCCGUCGAUUCCCUCCGCCGCUUCUGCUCCUCCACGGCCCCCGCCGCCGCCGCCGCCACUCGCCACCGGCAACCGCCGCAGGACCACGAGUUCCUGUCCCCGAGCCCGUACGUCGGGAGCUGGGAGACGCCGAAGGAUCCGAAGGAGGCCGAGGCGAAACUGGUGGGGCUGAGGAGGGAGUACGCGAAGCAGGUGAAGGAGCUGAGGAAGGAGUACAUCAGGGAGGUGGAGCUGAUGAGGCUGGAGCAGCAGCGGAAGGACGAGGCCAAGAGGGAGGCGAUUAGGGUUGCGAGGGAGGAGCGGAACAAGGUGAAGGCCGCCGAGGCGAAGGUCAGGGCCGAGGAGAGGAUGGUCGCCGAGGAAGAGUUUCGGCAGAUGCUCAUGAAAGAAAGGACCGAGAAACUCGAGAACUGGAGGAUGAAAGAGAAAUCGAGGGAAGAUAAGAAAAAAGAGGCCCGUGAGCUGUUGCGCCGGAAAAGCUCUGUGUGGGUUGAUGAAGCUGAAUUAGAGAAGAAAGUACUGGAAGCUAUAGUUGAUACAACCACCCUCUGAAUCAAAUCCCUCUGCAUAGGUCUGCUACUACUUCAUGGUAGACAUACUGUGAUGUUGAAUCAAAAUAACCUGCUCAUUCAUAUAGACAGUCUCUUUAGUUGGGAGCAUUUUAGUUUCAAGGGUUAGCUGAGGUUUUAGCCAAGUCUUGUGUUCCCUUUUAAGUUUAGAAACUUUUUCUGGCUGAGUUAGUCGACAAGUUUUGGAGUUGGUGCAAUCUGCAUAUCAUCAUUCCUCAUCCUGCUCAUAUAUUAUCCUUCAUCAUGAAAUCUUUUGGGUCUGUGCUUCAAUACAUAUUCUGAGAAUGUUACGUUCAAUGUGUUGUCUCA